GUGUCUAUAAAAAUAUCAACUACUGAUCUUCAGUGAAUUUGGAUUCUAGAUGGAUCAUGUCAAAACUGCUGACGGUUCAGAAAUUUUAUGUAACAUUAAUUUACGUUUUUCUUCAAAUCAGGCAGACAUAUUGGUGUCUUUGUUAAAGACUGUAACGAAUGGGAGGAUGAGAAAAGCCACAGAAUGACUGGAAUUACGACGGCCGCUGUACGCCUACAUCGCUUCGGGUCUGCAACUGAAAAUUUCAAGCCCUUGAUUCUUAAUGCACAGAGGGCACAAAAGGGCUCGCUGGAUUGGUAUUACCCAACGUCCACCUCUGACAAAAAAAUCGGUGUACUUCACAGUCUAAUGCCCAUGUCAUUAGCAAUUGGUACACAAAGUAUUAUAGGCUUGUAAUUACAAGUCUGCAAGGGCCCGGGAGCACAGUUAGUAAUUGGGUCCGGGCCGGGCUUAAGCCUAGUUCAAAUGACGGCAAUCAAAUAUGACCCAGAAUAUAAAAUGUCACGGAUUUCCGAUUACUUUUGUGCAUAAUCGUGCAACGGCGCAUGCAGCGCCACUAUUAAAAAAAUUGUAGUGAGGAUGAUCGAACAUAACUUAUUUUAUAGAUAAUGAUCUCUCACAGGGAUUAAUCUCAGAAUUUGUUGUUUGUAAAUCCUAACUAAAUAUACAUUUCAUUCUGAUAUAUUUAUCUGCAUAGCGUAGUACGGUAUGGUGCUUAAUGUUUCUACGUGAAAGACAAUAUGCUCUGUACGUACAAUGGUUCUACCAUACGCUGUCUAUGGUUAUAGCAUUUGUGUUCUCCUGCAACAUAAAUGUAAAGUGAAUAGUCAGAAUACAGACUACAAAGUGGUUACAUACGAUCUUUUUUGGGGGGGCAAAGCGAAUAAUGCAGGAUCGUCACACAUAACCUCUCUAAUUGUGUUACGAAGUGACCAUUUGGCGUCUCUGUUGACAUGAAUUCCAAUUAAAAAGUUAUAUCAGUUCGAGACUUAGAUAUCAAUAAGACCUUGUACUGAUAUACGAAAUAAUUACUUGGCCUAUAGAAACUUGCAUCUUUAGUGUGCAUUACAAAUUUACAGUGUUCAGGAAAAUAAAAUAUGCAGUUGAUUUCAUACUUGAUAAGGUCUAAAAGGUCUCUACAAAACAUCAGAGAAAGUUUAUAGCAUGGGAGUUUGGCUUGCUUCAGUUUUCUGUAUAGCACCCUCAGAAUCAAAUUACGUACAUUAAGGAAUAAUGUAUGUAAAUUAUAUUAGAAGACUGUGGGUCAUGAUUUAAAGAGAAAGAAUAUCCAAUAUCAUGAUCACAUAAGCAGUCUUCUCAGUGAAGAUGCAAUGCAAGAUUAGUAAUCUAUACUGCUGUAAGAAUUUAGUAACAGUAGUGGUGACUCAUGCAUGCAAUGUGCAUCAGUAAGUUAUGUAAGAAAGCUUUACCAAAUGUAUUGUGGCAUGUUUCUAAUUACUAGAUGUGCUUCAAUAAUUGUAAAAGAAACAUAGGACUUCUUUUUUUGUCACAUACGAAGUGCUGACAAUGUCAAGCAUUUCGAGCAGUCACUUAACACACUGCAAAAGAAAAUGAAGAGAAGACAGACUGAAACAAAGCAGACUAAAAGAAAAUGCAUGGAACCAGAUAUAAACUGCUUCUUAUGUGCAAGAGUAGGAAAUGAAGUGGAUUUCAUACCUAUAUUUAGCACAAAAGGCAAGACUGAACAAUUGUAUCAGAAGAUAAUGAUAUACACACCUUUCAAGGUAGAUGAAAAUGAUAAUUUGCAGCAGUGUGUAUGCAGCACGUGUACUUAUGAGAUAAGUCACUGGCAUAAUUUCAUCCAAACCUGUAUUGAAGCACAAAAUAAGAUUCAUGUUAUAUCUAAUGUUGAUUGCUUUCAGAGAAACACAAAACAUAGGAUAGCAGAUGUAUCCUGUAACAAUGCCAGUUUUGAAUCUGCAUCUCGAGAAGGGAGGCAAAAGCCAUGCAUCAUAAAAGAUGAAUUGAUUGUACCUGACAAAACUGUGACAACUACAUCUGACUGCCAGAAUGUUGAGUGUUUUUCAAAUGCAGAAAUUUUCAUCCGAAAAAGAUCAAAAUCCUCAGCCUUAUCAGUUGCAAAAACAUGUCUGAAUAACAGUAAUAAAAGCAGUUUCAUUAAGAAGUCUUCGAAUGCAUCUUCACCAGUAGAUCAUAUUUGCAAUGAGUCAAAAGGUAGCGGUCGUACAUACUGCAUUGCUCGAUGGUGUGGUAAUAAUGCAAAGAAAUCUCCUGGUAUUUCCUUAUUUAGAAUUCCAAAAGAUCCAAACAGGGCCCUCUUGUGGUUAACUAAUGCUGAGCGAGAAGAUCUGAAAAUGCUGAGCACGGACGUCCUCCAUACAAAAUAUCUGUGUAUGGAACAUUUUAAUGAUGAUAUGUUCAUGAAUAGUAGUAAGAAGAAACUGGUUUGGAAUGCCUUGCCAACAUGUUUUCCAAAACCUAAUUAUGCACACACAAAAGAAUCUAAAACCAAUUCACAGCAUCAACAGAAAAAGUCCAAAACAGCUAGGAAAAUAAUUUCAGAGGUGCAUCAACCCACAAGAAGACGACCACUCAAACCUAAGCCUGCAACUGUGGAACUCAGUGCAGAGGCAGGAUUGAAGAGUCACCCAGGCAUUUGUAAUGCUGAAGAAAUUAAAAGUUUAUCAGGGGCAGAUUCUUCAGCAAACAGUUCACCACGCAUAAAAAAGGAGGACUCACCACUGACUGAAAUACAGACAUGUCCUUUGAAGACAAUGAGAAAUGAUACAAAUCCACUACCAAAGUGUCAGAUCACUUCACAGUUAUCAUUGCAGGCUAGCAGAAUGUUAGACGUACCAAAUACAAAUAAGUUCACAACUAAAUUGCAAGAAACAGCAGCUCACUCAAGGACGUCAAAUAUCAUUCUAUGCAAUAACUCAAAUGAAACUGUAGAUAUAAAACAAGAUAAAAUACAAAAUGUAACAAACACCUGUGAAUAUUUAUCUCUUGGAAAUACAGAUUCUGUUCAUCAUAAAGAUUAUCAUAGUGAUUCAUCAACAGUGGGAGACAACAAAAGAAAUGAAAAUUAUACCUCAAUAAGUGAUGAAUCAUAUCUAAAUUGUGACGUUGAAAGUUUGUGUUUGGAACACGCAUUUCGAGAAACUAACGAAAGGAUAUAUCCAUGCCGGUACUGUGGCGAGAUGUUUCUGGUAAAAAGUAAUCUCAUUUUACAUCAGACAACUUACCAUUCAGAUCAUCCUGUUGGAUGUGAACUAUGCGGGAAAGUGCUUUAUAAAUCUCGAAGUGAGUUUAUGGAGCAUGUCUGUGAUCACCAUGGUGACAGCUUACAAAAAUAAACCUUUCAAUGCUAACCUAAAGUUUCUGUUACUUACGACAGAUUGGUGACUUAAUAUAUCAUGUAAGCGGUGAAAGGGCUACGAUUUCAUUAGAAACUGUUGCUUUGUGAAACAAUGAAGGAACCCUGCAGAGAUCUGACAGUAAACACUCAGAUCAAUGAUGGUCAAAUAGGAACCCAUCAGCUCAGUUAUGAUAUAGUACAACUUUGUAGGUAUAUUUUUAGAGAAUUCAAGAACCUAUACACAGGAAAUAAAAUACUUCCACUAAAUUUAAACUAUGUAACUAGGAGAGCAGCCCAUUAAAAGCAAUUGGAAAUUCUUAUUAUUAAUACUAGUCUGAUAUUUUUUACAUUUCAGAAAAAAAAGCACUGUGUACAGUAAAAAUAUGAAUGACUCAGAAUGAACUGAUUUAGAAGAAAGAGUGAAGUUUAUAACGUUGUUGUAAUAAAUGGUUGAUGAUGACCA
Messenger RNA from Zootermopsis nevadensis, 3803 nucleotides. The record is from RefSeq and is a predicted model, not a curated record. Lineage: Eukaryota; Metazoa; Arthropoda; Insecta; Blattodea; Termopsidae.